Molecule: messenger RNA, 1563 nt
Organism: Canis lupus familiaris (dog)
Lineage: Eukaryota; Metazoa; Chordata; Mammalia; Carnivora; Canidae
Gene: ZMYND12
Product: zinc finger MYND-type containing 12
Exons: 10
Coding region: 116-1351 (411 amino acids)
Molecular function (GO): protein binding
Source: RefSeq, a predicted model, not a curated record
GGCGGUGCCCAAAGGGCGGCGGCUGUGCUGCGAGGUGUGCGAAGCCCCGGCCGAGCGGGUGUGCACGGCCUGCACGGUCACUUAUUACUGAUUUCUAUAUCCUUGUAUCCUGGAGAUGUCAAGAUUUUUCCAUAAAAUAAAACUGAGCGGUUUGGUUCAUCAAAGAGCUGACUGGAGCAGCAUCCAUGAGAAGAUAUGUCAGCUGCUGAUCCCGCUGCGCACUUCCAUGCCCUUCUACAAUUCGGAAGAGGAGCGGCGGCAUGGCCUACAGCAGCUCCAGCAGCGGCAGAAGCAUUUGAUUGAAUUCUGCUACACUGUAGCCCAGAAAUACCUCUUUGAAGGAAAACACGAAGCUGCCGUUCCAGCAGCUUUGCACUCGCUUCGCUUCCGCAUGAGUGUGCAUGGCCUGAGCUCAGUAGAGCUUGUACCUGCUUACCUGCUCUUGGCCGAGGCGAGCCUUGGUCUGGGCCAGAUUGUUCAAGCUGAAGAAUAUCUAUCCCAAGCCCAGUGGACAGUCCUCAAAUCAACUGAAUGUUGUUAUGCCACCCAAUCUUUACUGCAUCGGAACCUGGGACUUCUCUCUAUAGCCAAGGAGAACUAUGAGGAAGCCCGUUAUCAUCUGGCCAAUGAUAUUUAUUUUGCCAGUUGUGCAUUUGGAACAGAGGACAUCAGGACCUCGGGGGGCUAUUUCCACCUGGCUAAUAUCUUCUACGGCCUUAAAAAGUUGGACCUAGCAGACACAUUGUACACCAAGAUCGCUGAGAUCUGGAGUAAAUACCUGAAUAAUCGCUACCAAGUGCUCUCACAGAAUCGCAUCCAGCAGAUAGACUUACUGGGCAAACGAUUUGAGACCGACACUGGCUUGGCCGAAGCUGAGGGGGACCCCAAGGAAUCCCACUGUGACAGCUUCCUGCAUUUGGGGCCUAAGAAAUCAAGAGCUCAGGACUCCGAAAGAGAGAAACCAGAAACCGUAGCUACCUUGAGCAACUUGUGGGGAGGAGCAGGUUUGGUGGAGCUGCCUGUUACCACCUGGCUUCCUACUUGCACGUGGCCACCAGCUUCCUUCCUUUCCAUUGCAGAUGAAGCCCAGGAAGCAGAAGCCAUACAGAUACUGACCUCAAUCUGGAAUAUUCGAGAAUCUACAUCCAACACAGACCCCCAAAAGACAAUCUUUGUUCUGAAAAUCCUGGUCAUGCUUUACUACCUGAUGAUGAAUUCUUCAAAGGCACAAGAAUAUGCCAUGAGAGCCUUCAGUCUAGCCAAAGAACAGCAUCUCAGUGUCAACGAACAAAGCACCAUUGAAGACUUACUAAAUAUGAUCUCAGCUGAAGAAGCUCAUCCCAUUACUUAGUGACCCAUGAACUCUGCAUCAGGGAACCGUUCAAGGGGCUACUCAACAUCAAAUAUAUUCCAGUUUGCACAACUGCUUUGAGGAGCUUGCUGAAGCUCCUACUCAUUUCCCCUGGGCCUGCUUAUGGAGUCAUGUUUUUAUUCUUACACAGCGUAUGGGAGGGAAUAUAGAGUUUUAGGCAUAGAAAUCAGUAAAACUGAUCUUUAUCAUGA